Geosmithia morbida is the source of this 1515-nucleotide messenger RNA. RefSeq names its product 2-amino-4-hydroxy-6-hydroxymethyldihydropteridine diphosphokinase / dihydropteroate synthase. The annotation marks the transcript as partial. Gene Ontology annotation, cellular component: mitochondrial envelope. The record is from RefSeq and is a predicted model, not a curated record. NCBI's taxonomy places the organism in Eukaryota, Fungi, Ascomycota, Sordariomycetes, Hypocreales, Bionectriaceae. Gene Ontology annotation, biological process: tetrahydrofolate biosynthetic process. Gene Ontology annotation, molecular function: dihydropteroate synthase activity; 2-amino-4-hydroxy-6-hydroxymethyldihydropteridine diphosphokinase activity. The transcript is spliced from 3 exons.
UCAUUACGGCAUAAUCUGGGACGUAACCUGCUGUCACGCUCCUUGUCAUCGUCCCUGACCCCCUCACGAUCUCGUCUCGCGCCAUGCAAGGGCACCGCCACCACCAUCACCACCACCACUCCUCGGCACCACUGGCAGGAGGCAGCACGCUCCCCCCCGAUACGUCGUUCCUACUCGGCAUGCGGCGGCUCCUGCCCGUGCGGCGGUGGCGGCCCCCCGGUGAAGAAGACGCGCACGGCCUACAUCGCCCUCGGAAGCAACCUGGGUGACCGGGUGGCCGAGAUAGAGAGGGCGUGCAGCCUAAUGGACGAGCGUGGCAUCCGCGUCAAGAGGACCAGCAGCUUGUGGGAGACGGAACCCAUGUAUGUCGAGGAUCAGGACCGCUUCAUCAAUGGGGCCUGCGAGGUUGAGACCGAUCUUGAACCCCUCGCUCUUCUCGACCAGCUCCAGGCCAUUGAGAAUGAUAUGGGACGUCGCAAGGUCAUCGACAAGGGCCCGCGCAAUAUCGAUCUCGACAUCUUGCUCUACGGGGAUGAGACAGUGCAGCAUGAGCGGCUCACGGCUCUCGACCCUAACAAGCCGUGGACGCUGGUGCAGGACCACCUCAACAACCUCAGGCUCGGGGCGGAGCCGCUGUCGUCCAUCACGCCUGUGUCGGCGUCGCUACCGCCCCUGUCGCCCAGGGCGCCGACGCGGCCGACGCACGUCAUGGCCAUCCUGAACCUCACGCCCGACUCCUUCUCAGACGGCGGGCGCCACAGGCCGUCCAGCGUAGUCGGCACGGUCGCCUCCCUGAUGCGCCGGGGCGUGUCCGUCGUCGACGUCGGCGGGCUCUCCACCGCGCCGGGCGCGGACGAGGUGUCGGCCGAGGAGGAGGCGGGGCGCGUGGUGCCGGCCAUCGAGGCCAUCCGGGCCGACCCGUCGACGCGCGGCGCCGUCGUCAGCGUCGACACGUACCGCGCGUCGGUGGCCGAGGCGGCCGUCGCCGCCGGGGCCGACAUGGUCAACGACGUCUCGGCCGGGCUGCUCGACCCGCUGAUGCUCCCGACCGUGGCUAGGCUGGGCGUGACGGUCUGCCUGAUGCACAUGCGCGGCAACCCGCGCACCAUGUCCGGCCUGGCCUCGUACCCGGACGGGCUGAUCCCCACGGUGGCGGCCGAGCUGGCGGGCCGGGUCGCCGCCGCCGAGGAGGCCGGCAUCCGACGGUGGCGCAUCGUGCUCGACCCGGGCAUCGGCUUCGCCAAGGACACGGCCCAGAACCUGGAGCUGCUGCGUAGCCUGCACCAGCUCAGGCACUGGCCCGGCCUGGAGAACCUGCCGUGGCUGGUCGGCUCCAGCCGCAAGAGGUUCAUCGGCGACGUCACCGGCGUCGGCAGCCCGGCCGACAGGGUCUGGGGCACGGCCGCCACGGUGGCGGCCGCGGUCCAGGGAGGCGCAGACGUCGUCCGCGUGCACGACGCCGAGGAGAUGGCCAUGGUGAGCAAGAUGUCGGACGCCAUCUGGAGGGCAGCAUGA